UAAACAACAGUCGCUUGUUGCUGUUCGUAUAGCCGGUGCAGAGCAAUAAGAGUGAGAAUUACAACCGCUUUCGCUAGUGAGCAGGAAUCAAGCCGCAAGCCCCCAGCAGCGAAUUGUAGGUUAGGUAACCAAUUUGCCGAGUCAAUAGUAUUCUGAUUAUAGCCUCAACAAGCCACAGCGCAAAAACAUCAAUCAAAUGCGAUUGCUGGUGAAACGCUCGAAUCUGUUGCUGCUGCAAUGUACGGCGCAGCUUAGACAGGCGACAGGCAUGGCAACCGGUUCGCAGUUCCACAAGUUGGCGACAAGUACAAAGAGUGCGGCAACAGGUGCACAACUUGAUAUUAAAAAUGACAAUAACACGAUGAAAGCGUCUGUCACGCAGAGCGCAGCAGCCACCUCGGCCCUGACAGACAGCUUUGGACGGCAUCACACAUAUUUGAGAAUUUCGCUCACCGAACGCUGCAAUUUGCGCUGUGACUAUUGCAUGCCGGCCGAGGGUGUGCCGCUACAGCCCAAAUCGCAACUGCUGAGCACCGAGGAGGUGCUGCGUCUGGCACGCAUCUUUGUGGAGCAGGGCGUGCGUAAGAUACGCCUGACGGGCGGCGAGCCGACAGUGCGACGCGACAUUGUGGAGGUGGUGGCACAGUUAAAGGCACUGCCCCAGCUCGAGCACGUGGGCAUCACCACCAAUGGGCUAGUGCUGACGCGCAUUUUGCUGCCGCUUCAACGCGCUGGCCUGGAUUCGCUCAACAUCAGCUUAGACACAUUGCGUAAGGAGCGCUUCGAGCAGAUAACACGACGCAAGGGCUGGGAGCGGGUCAUAGCGGGUAUCGAUCUAGCCAUUCAGCUGGGCUACCGACCAAAGGUCAACUGCGUGCUGAUGCGCAACUUCAAUGAGGACGAGAUCUGCGACUUUGUCGAGUUCACGCGGGAGCGGCCUGUCGAUGUGCGGUUCAUAGAAUACAUGCCCUUCACGGGCAACAAGUGGCAGACGGAGCGAUUGAUCUCAUUUAAGGAAACGGUGCAGACGAUACGUCAACGAUGGCCAGAGUUUCAACCGUUGCCCAAUGGCCCGAACGACACCUCCAAGGCGUAUGCAGUGCCAGGCUUUGCUGGCCAAUUGGGCUUCAUUACCUCCAUGACAGAGCACUUUUGCGGCACCUGCAAUCGUCUGCGCCUGACUGCCGAUGGCAACAUCAAAGUGUGCCUGUUUGGCAACAAAGAAUUCUCAUUACGCGAUGCCAUGCGUAGUGAGGAUUGCACAGAGCAACAGCUAGUCGACCUCAUAGGCGCCGCAGUGCAGCGCAAGAAGCGACAACAUGCAGGUAUCGGCAGCGACAGGAGCAGGACUCUGCUUCAUCCUCAUCAACUUCAGCUCGCACAGCAGCGCAACUGCAGUGGAUUGACGCACAUUAACGCCCAAGGCAAGGCGCAAAUGGUGGACGUCGGAGACAAAGCUCUUACCACCCGCACGGCCAGUGCAGAGGCCACCGUACAUGUGGGUGAGCGACUAACAGCGCUUAUUGCAGCCAACGAGCUAGCCAAGGGCGACGUUCUCAGCGUGGCCCAAUUGGCCGGAAUCAUGGGAGCCAAGCAAACCUCAUACUUGAUACCAUUGUGCCACAAUAUCUCUUUGUCCUCGGUACGGGUGCAGGCCACGCUGAUAGAGCAGCAGCACUACGUACGCCUGGUGGCCACUGUACGUUGUAGCGGCCAGACUGGCGUCGAAAUGGAAGCUCUAACAGCCGUUUCUGUGGCAGCACUCACUGUCUACGACAUGUGCAAGGCCGUCUCCCACGACAUCUGCAUCAAGAAUGUGCGCCUGAUGAGCAAGUCGGGCGGCAAGCGGGAUUAUCAGCGUCAAUAAAAUCACUCAGCUUGUGCAUCCAUUUGCCAUUUCAAA
Molecule: messenger RNA, 1903 nt
Organism: Drosophila hydei
Lineage: Eukaryota; Metazoa; Arthropoda; Insecta; Diptera; Drosophilidae
Gene: Mocs1
Product: molybdenum cofactor biosynthesis protein 1
Exons: 6
Coding region: 197-1867 (556 amino acids)
Biological process (GO): Mo-molybdopterin cofactor biosynthetic process
Molecular function (GO): GTP 3',8'-cyclase activity; 4 iron, 4 sulfur cluster binding; metal ion binding
Source: RefSeq, a predicted model, not a curated record